AUGACAAUCGUGACGAAGUGCUUCCUCGGUUUAAUCUUCUUUACAACAGUCUUUGUCAAUGUGUCGAAUGCAUUAAGUUGUUUUGUUUGUGACUCGAAAGAGGAUGAACAUUGUCCUGAAACAUGGACACGACGUGAUAUUCUACCCGUCGAAUGUGGUGGACCUGAUGGCGUCCAAGAUGCACGAUUUUGUAUCAAGACAAUAGCUGUUUUCGGAGGUGCUGUGGCUACAAAACGUUUUUGUAGUUCUCGUGAUUUGGAUAAUCAAUGUAUUGAAGUGAAAUAUCCUCAGGAUGAAAAAAUGUAUUAUUCGUGCACAUAUACAUGUUCAUCGGAUGGUUGCAAUGGCACAUCUCGUUUGCAUAUUCCAUCAUUUUUUAUAUUCUUUUUUAUUGCACUGCUCUCGAUUCGUAUCUAA
Messenger RNA from Adineta ricciae, 417 nucleotides. Lineage: Eukaryota; Metazoa; Rotifera; Eurotatoria; Adinetida; Adinetidae. The record is from the annotation of a GenBank genome assembly.